Melopsittacus undulatus (budgerigar) is the source of this 928-nucleotide messenger RNA. RefSeq names its product chromosome 10 C20orf204 homolog (gene C10H20orf204). Lineage: Eukaryota; Metazoa; Chordata; Aves; Psittaciformes; Psittaculidae. The record is from RefSeq and is a predicted model, not a curated record. The coding region runs from base 23 to 523 and encodes 166 amino acids. The transcript has 5 exons.
GGGAGCGCGCCCGGAGGGCUCCAUGAUUUCCCCCCGGGCGCUCUCCUGUGCUGUUGUGCUGCUCCUGCUCCUCACGGUGCUGAGCAGAGGCAAGAGGUGCAGCAUCACCAGGAUCCUCCGGCAGUACCGAGCUGUCAUCUUCCAUGAGAUCCAGAACCUGAGAGCCCUGAGUGGAUCAGUGGACAGGAGCAGAAGGGCUGGCCCUGCUUGCCGCUCGGAUCAGGACCAGAAGAUCCUGUUCUCCAUCUACAACAUCACCAUGUCCCUAUGGGAAGCAGCUGCUGGAUCCCUGCGUGGUCCUGAGGAGCUGGCACUAUGGAAGGUGGCCAGGAACACGGAAGUGGUGUUCAGGGAGAGCUGCAGGAGCAUCCGCAAGAGCCCACCGCGCAUCCCAGCUCAGCCCCGGCGCAGGGGACGUGGCCGUAGGAGGAAGAUGAUGCGGGAGCUCGGGAGGAAGGCUCAGAGGCUGGUGACCUGCUGGGAGAAGCUCUAUGCCCUGCACACACCACACCGGGACUCAUAGGGAUGCUCUCACCGUGUACCGGAGGGAUGCGCAGCUCCUGCAUCCGGUGGCUGGUUUGGAAACGUGGGGCACAUUCAAUGCUGAAGGCAGUGGAGAUGUUGAAUUCAUCCUCCUGUUUCAAGUGGUACCCAAGGACCGGCCCCAUUGCAUCCCUGGCAGGUUGGUUUGCUGCGGGAUGGCUGUGGUGGGAAGCUGGAACACCAGGAUCAAGGGAAGAAGAAAGGGAAGUGCCAAAGAAAGGAGGUGAGGGGUUGGAUUUCUCUGAUGCUCCUGCCCCUGCAUCUCCUGUUGCUUUCGGGGGGACAACGGUUGCUUUUGGGGCAGAAAGAGGAUGUGGGGCUGUUGCUGGAUGCGGGACCACUGUGUAUCUAUAAGGCUCUGAGGAUGGCCAGGCUAUGGAGUGGA